Messenger RNA from Salvelinus sp. IW2-2015, 8101 nucleotides. RefSeq names its product Rho GTPase activating protein 32b (gene arhgap32b). The transcript has 26 exons. Bases 606 to 6566 code for a protein of 1986 amino acids. Gene Ontology annotation, cellular component: fibrillar center; cell cortex; Golgi apparatus. Gene Ontology annotation, biological process: small GTPase-mediated signal transduction. NCBI's taxonomy places the organism in Eukaryota, Metazoa, Chordata, Actinopteri, Salmoniformes, Salmonidae. Gene Ontology annotation, molecular function: protein binding; phosphatidylinositol binding; GTPase activator activity. The record is from RefSeq and is a predicted model, not a curated record.
CUCCGCAGCAGAUUCUCUCUUGGAAGUGGCGUUACAAAUCGUUUAGCGAGAGGCUCCAGUUUGAUAGCAAGUUUAGCUGUAAAACUGCCCUUAAAAUAGCUGUAAAGGGAAUUUCAGUCAACGUUUUCUCAAUGAAUGGACUGUGAAGUACCAUCACAUUUUAAGGAAGUUUAGAUUUACUUACAAAACACGAUAACAGCUGGUUGAACAUUGCCCACGAGUCGUGUCCAGCGGGAGUUUUUGAACACACGGACAGAGGUUGAGGCGAUUUGGUUAAUGGAACGUGCCAGUUCAGGAAAAUAUGUAGCUAGCUAGCUUAACGUUAGCUAUUAGGCUAAACACAUAUCGCGUGUCCUUUUGUUUUAGCUCGGAAGGUUCAAGCUGUGUUUAUGCAGCUGGCGUGGAAGACACCGGCAGGAGGAGAAAACAGUGGUGAAAAGCGACAGUGAUAACCCGAAAAACAUCUCAUCACCAGACACCGGAUAUUAGUAAUCCCUCUGUCUGAAGGCGUUCUGUCUCUGGUUUGGACUCCAUCCCACUCCCUUCUAAAGGGUCAACUGUGGGACAGCAACACCUUCAGGCUACUCCUGCAGUGAGUCAGUAUCAUGGAGGCAGGCAGUGGGGCUGCUGCAGCAGUGGGGAGUGCAGCUCCAGGACUGCACGGCGCCACGGAAGCAGCCAGCCAUGACAUCUCCGACAGGGGCCUGAGGCCAGGGCGUCACCCAGAGGACGACGACAUAGUGCCUGAGCUGGCCCGCCUGGUCUACCCCCGAGAGAGACCUGACUGGGAGGAGACCAUCAGCGCCAUGGCGCGGAGUGCUGAGGUCCCCGAGCUGAGCACCGAGCCCCUCCUGCGCUCCUGCAGCAGCACGGCCAGCAUGAAGGUCAAGAACGUCAAGAAAUUGUCCUUUACCAAAGGCCACUUCCCCAAGCUGGCUGAGUGCGCCCACUUCCACUACGAGAACGUGGACUUUGGCGCCAUCCAGCUUUCACUCGCGGAUGAACAGAGCGAAGUGACACGGAAUGGCUUUGAGUCCAAAGAGCUGCAGUACUUGGUCCAGAUCUACUGCCAGGGCCGGAACUGGAUUGUGAAGCGRAGCUAUGAAGAUUUUCGUGUCCUGGAUAAGCACCUGCACCUCUGCAUAUAUGACCGCCGCUUCUCGCAGCUGCCAGAGCUGCCUCGAUUCGACAGUCUGAGUGAUCGCGCCGAGGCAGUUUCCCAGAUGCUGAUGGCUUACCUCUCCCGCCUCACAGCUAUCGCUGACAACAAGAUCAACUGUGGGCCUGCCCUCACAUGGAUGGAGGUUGAUAACAAAGGCAAUCACUUACUGGUCCACGAGGAGUCCUCCAUCAACGUGCCCGCCAUCGCCGCCGCCCAUGUCAUCAAACGCUACAUCGCCCAGGCCGCCGACGAGCUCUCCUUCGAGGUUGGGGACAUCGUGUCUGUUAUUGACAUGCCCCCCAAAGAGGACACCACGUGGUGGAGGGGCAAGCACGGCUUUCAGGUUGGCUUCUUUCCCAGUGAGUGUGUGGAGCUGAUAAACGACAAGGUGCCGCAGUCCGUCACCAACUCGGUGCCAAAACCAGCAUCCCCCUGCUCGGGUCUGCGGCCUGCCUCCUGGAGUCUCUUCCCACCCUAUUUGGAGAUGGAGAGUGUAAAGCAGGACAGUGCAUGGGUGGCCGACCCAUUAAACCACUACAGCCUGAGCUCAGUGUCUAAGAAGCACGGGAAGCUGAUCACGUUCCUGCGCACCUUCAUGAAGUCCCGGCCCACCAAGCAGAAGCUGAAGCAGCGGGGCAUCCUCCGGGAGAGGGUGUUUGGCUGUGACCUGGGAGAGCACCUCCUCAACUCGGGCCACGAUGUUCCCCAGGUGCUCAAGAGCUGCACGGAGUUCAUCGAGAAACAUGGCGUGGUGGACGGCAUGUACCGCCUCUCUGGAAUCGCCUCCAACAUCCAGAAACUACGGCAUGAGUUUGACUCGGAGCAGAUCCCCGACCUGACCAAAGACGUGUACAUCCAGGACAUCCACUGCGUGGGUUCAUUGUGCAAGCUCUACUUCCGCGAGUUGCCCAACCCCCUGCUCACCUAUCAGCUCUACGAGAAAUUCUCCGAGGCCGUGUCAGCAGCCACAGACGAGGAGCGGCUCAUCAAAAUACAUGAUGUCAUUCAGCAGCUGCCGCCUCCGCAUUACAGGACUCUGGAGUUCCUCAUGAGGCACCUGUCCCAACUGGCCACCUUCAGCUACAUCACCAACAUGCACAGCAAGAACCUGGCCAUCGUCUGGGCACCCAACCUACUGAGGUCCAAGCAGAUAGAGUCGGCCUGCUUCAGCGGCACGGCAGCCUUCAUGGAGGUCCGCAUCCAGUCGGUGGUGGUGGAGUUCAUACUGAACCACGUAGACGUCCUCUUCAGCCCCAAGCUCAGCUCGCUCAUACGGGAGGGAGCAGGACACAACUCGUUGUUGCGGCCCAAGUCCCUGCUGGUGUCGUCCCCCUCCACCAAGCUGCUGACCCUGGAGGAGGCCCAGGCCCGGACCCAGGCACAGAUCAACUCCCCCGUCACGGCCGAUAGCAAGUACAUUGAGGUGGGGGAGGGUCCGGCUGCGCUGCAGGGCAAGUUCCACACCGUCAUCGAGUUCCCUAUGGAGAGGAAAAGGCCCCCCAUCAAGUCCAAGAAGUCGCCGGUGGGAAACUGGCGCUCCUUCUUCAACCUGGGCAAGUCAUCGUCCAUGUCCAAGCGCAAGCUGCACCGCAACCCCAGCGAACCCAGUGAGCUCAAGGCCAUGGCCCUGGCAGGAGGCAGAGGGGACACGGGGACACUCCGAUCGGCCAAAAGCGAGGAGUCGCUCACCUCGCUACACAACGUUGAAGGAGAGUCGAAGGUGUACCGUCCUCGGCGGCCCCGCUCCAGCAGCGAUGCCCUCUCGGCUUCCUUCAACGGUGACCUGCUGGACAGCCACACCCGGCASCACUGCAACUCCGAUGACAAUCUGGCCCAGAGCCACAGCGGGGGCGCGACCCGCGACGGGGGGGACAGCGAUGGGGACGACGGACCCAUCUAUGUUCCAGCCCUGAUUUCGCCCCCACGUUCAGCCGGCGAGGACGUGGACCUUAGCCCCCCAGACAUCGGCAUGGCCUCGUUGGACUUUGACCCCAUGUCGUUCCAGUGCAGCCUGCCCGACGGCUCCUUCUCCUUCCCCCUGGGGCUGAGCGARGUCGCUACGGGCGCGGCUGGCGAGGGCACCAGCCUGAAGAGGAGCCCAGGCAGCGUUGACAACGGCUCGGCGCUCGUCUCUCCCUCCUUCCUGGGGAAGUUUGCCAACCCCUUCUUGUCGCCUGACCUCAGCCCGGCCACGGGAGAGAAAGCAGGGCGCAAGAAGCUGGUCUSCUCAGUGUCUUUCUCUGACAAACCCGUACAGGCUGUGUCCCCUAAAAAGUCAAAGUCGGACAUUUUGGCUCCUCUGGCUAUUUCGGAGCCGUUUGACAUGGAGAUUUCUAGUAGGCUUACAGAAAGCCAUGGUUUUCCCCAGCCUUCUUCCCCUCCCUCGGGACUGCCCUGGGACUCUCCUCUGUUAAUGGGCUCAGUGCUGCUGAGGACAGGGGAGCCGUCGCUGAGCGAGGCCUUUCAGAUGGAGCUGCACUGUAAGCUCUCUGCCUUCGACACUGAGAGACAAUACUCCACAGGGGAGGAGAGCACUGCCCAGCAACCUACAGCAACCAAUAGCAAGGAACAAUUAGGAGCCGUAGCUAGUCUGGACUCUCCAAAAGCCUCCCCCGGCCCUCUCAGCUCCUCCUCUGUGUCCCUCCUCCCUCCCCCGCCCCCUCCGAAGAAUGCCGCCCGCAUGUUGGCCCUGGCCCUGGCAGAGUCCGCCCAGCAGGCCUCUAUCCUGACCCAGAAGAGGCCCUCCCAGUCCCAGCCCCCCACGCCAGUGUCCCCCAUUAGACCCCUGGAGCCCUCACACUCCCUGGACUGGCCCCCUCCCCCAGCUCUGCGCCCCCAGACGUCCCUCGAGGAGGGACCCAGGGCAGGAGAAGCCCAGACCCCAACCUUAACCCCCACCACCCCAAACCUUGCCCCUUCCUCCCCUCCCCCUCCCACCCCCCCUCCUGACAACCAGCCUUGCCAGUCAGUGAGCCAUGAGUCCAUCAGUAUGUUCACCAGUGCAAAGUCCCCCUCCACUUCUCCCGGAGCCAGCCAGGAUAUGGAUUUCACCCCACCGGCUUCCCCCCACCACCAGUGUACCACCACUCCCUACAGCCCUCCAGCCCAUGUGUCCCCCACUCGGAGGAGUCCAGACAGGCAGCAGCCCGCCAUGGGCCAGGUAGCGGUCAGCAGCACUGGAUUCUCCACCACCACUCCCAGGAGCAGGGAGACGGGUGUCCUGCCACAGCCUGCUCCUGAGGUCCAUGUAGAUGAGACCGUCUGGUCGCCAUCUCCGAAACCCUCAGAGCAGCGAGUUUCAGUUUCACAGCCUCAAAUACAGUUCCAUACUCAUCCACAGGCCCAGCCACAGUCACAGCCUCAACCCCAGCCCCACUCCCAUCCCCAGCCUAACGCCAGAGUGGUCCCCACCCCAUCCGAGUCAGUGGAGAGACCAUGGCAGGCCAUAAAGCCAGUUCAGCCCGGCACGGAGCCUGUGACCCACGCCCAUGGGCCCACGCCGCCAGCGCCUCCCGUCCGCUCCAUUGAGAGCAAAUUGGCAACCGCCGCCCUCAGCCACACAGAGGCCGCCAACCCCGCCAUCUUCCACAACAUCCUGACAGAGGUCUCCACGCCCGAGGAGGCCCUCGCCCAUCCUCACCCUCCCCCGCGUAAGUCUUCCACCCAGCAGUCAGCCUACCUGUACCACACCAAGGGAGAGGCUGCCUUAAUGGAGCCUCCCGGGGAGGCCUACUACCACCAACGGGCCAUUCCGGUGGGGCAGCCUUCAUACCACUACCGGCCAGACAGUGUUCCCCCACACCUCUCCUACGCGUCAAAGUCGGCGCCCCAGAUAACUUACAGUGCCCGCACGGACCACCGCUACAACACCCUAGCUAACCCCAGGUCCUGCCACCAGUCAAUGAAGAAUCACGGGCCCCCCAGGGGUGGCGAGUACAUAUCACCCGGCCCGGGACACCACGGCCAGGGCUAUGGACCCAUGGAGGGAGCUCCGGUCUACCCCACCAUCCGUAGGGUGCACUCGCUCCACGUGCCCUCAGCAAUCCGCUCGGUGCCCAUCCAGCGGACCGAGGUGCCUCCCAACGACGAGCUCUUCUACUACCAGCGGCCCGUCUACCAGUGCAAUACCUACCAGCAGCCGCCGCAACAGUCGUCGCAGGCCGACUACCACGUCACCCAACUCCAGCCUUACUUUGAGAAUGGCCGGGUGCAGUACCGUUACAGCCCCUAUUCGCCUUGCGCCAACCCGCUGGACGCCCCUUACUACGACGUGGACCCCUACGGGACCAUCCGGCUGCGGCACUUCCACUCGUUCAGCAGUCGGGACCUGGGCCCCACCCUCAGCCGGUCGGGGGGCAAGGCGGGCGGCUACCACUACCUGUCCCGCCACAUCCUCCCGCCGGGGAAGGAGCACAGCUUCGUCAGCAGAGACAUGCCCCCGGGCCAUGGCUCAAAGGGAGCCGCCGUCUACUUUGCAUGGAACCCAGAGGACUCGGAAAGGCUCCGGAUGCACUCCAUCCACAGAGAGAGCCGGGCCAGGCAGAAGGUCAAAGGACCUGUCAUGUCUCAGUAUGACAACGUGGGCCUGUUCAUGCCUGGCGACCUGGGAGGGUACGAAACCCUACACCUGCGCAGUAAGUCGGACCCCGGCAAAGCCAUGCUGAUGACUGUCGAGGGUAAAGACGGGCGCUACGGAGUACCGCCGGGCUCCCAGCACGCUCCCCGACACCUUGUGUCUGACCCCGACGUCCUCAUGUACAUGGAGACGGAGAAGCACUGUCAGGGGAACGGCACCGGGGACAAACAUAGCAACUCCAGGACCUGCCAGGUCUCCCACUCGCACCAAACCCAACACCCACCCCGUUACCAGGCCCAUCAGCAGGACCCCAGCCGACACGACCCCGGGGACGGAGCUCGGAGCUUCCAACCCCGCUACGAACAGCCCGAUCCAGACCGCCACCAGAACAGGUCCAAAACCCCCGGUAGUUACCAGGACAAUGAUGACCACCAACACCAGUCGGCCCCCGUCAAAGCGCAGGCCCCUCUCAAGCCCGAGCGGUCGCACAGCAUCCGAGAGCACCAGCAGCAGCACUAUAGCCAAGCUGCCACUUCCGAACCAGACAGAGACCACUCAUACCAGCCCCACGGUGGGCAGCAGACACACAGCACCAUGGCGAUACAGUCCCACUACGACAACCUGGAUGAUUACCACCCAGCAGCAAUACCUCAGCCACAGGCCCCCAUGCCAAACCCCCGCGGGGUCUCCUCUGCCUCUUUCCCCACCAACCCUGGCUUCACGGGCAGCCACAGCAACCGAGCGUACUCCACUGCCUUGGGCCAGGGCGCCUUCAUCCCAGCGGAACUGGCCCUGCAYAGGCCCGAGACAGAAAUACACGCUGAAUGAAGAAGAGACUUGUAAAAAAUAAAAAAAUAAAAAUAAAAAAAAGUUUUAGUAAGCAAUGAAGUGACUCAGCUGGAGGUGAAAAUGUUCCACAGCCUCUGCAGGACAGUGGACUGUCGUCAGAACCUUCCGCAUUAUUUUUCUCUAUAUUUUUUAUGAAUUGUAAAGGAAAAUAAGAUACUUUUUAGAGAAUGUACCAUACUUUCUUCAAUUGUUCUAAGAAGCCACGCGUUCGUGACUCAUUGAAAUGGUGGAUGAUCAUAGAAAUGUAUAUGAUAUAAGCGAAAGGUCCAAGAAACCAGAACCGCAAAAAUGUCAAAUAUGUGUACAAAGAAGAACUACUGGUAAAAAGGGAUUUGUUUUAUUUUUGUUUCCAGUUUUGUUUUGACUGGGGAGGUAUGAGCAUAACAGGGAUGAAGGUUUGCAUUUUAGAAAUGCAUGUUAUCUCCAAUCUCUUGUUUACCAUUGCUAUCCAUUGUGUACUUUCUGGAUGUUUCAGUACAAGUUGUCGAGGAAGGAAAUCUGUGUAAGUCAUCGUGCCCUCCCUCCUGUUUCUGUAUACACAAGGCGUUACAGUAUGUUCACUUUCAGUCUUCAAGCAUCUUGGAUUUGGGGUCGGGGCCCAACAGUACAAAGUGAGUUCUAGAACUAGACAGGGUACUUUCACCUGGUACUGUAGGGUUAUGUUAAUAUUUUAUUUGCUCUGUGAUUGUGUAUUUUUGCUAUAAAACGGAGUGAAUUGAAUGUUUUGGAACCGAGAUUUGUUCUUCAUUGCAAGAGGGACCAAACAUUGAGUAUUUUGGCCAUGAAAGCAUUCCUGCACAUGUAUGGGUUGAUGACGACAUUACCUUGGGAGGUGUAACAGAGUAAUUCUUAAAAUGUGUUUUGUUAUAGUCUUGCUUUUUUUUCUGCCAAUUUCAAAGGACUUGAAUGGACAACUUAAUAAAAUUAUAAAAACUGAUAUUGUACAACACUUCACACAAAUGUAAAUGCUUGGUCAGCCUUUGAGCAAGUUGAAUUCACUCCAGCAAAUAUAUUUUGAAAUAAAUGUACAUACUAAUUUUCAUAGUAUGUGAAAAAGAUGGUUAAUAUGUUCCAAGAGAAGUAAACCAUAAUUUAAUUUGAAUGGACAAAUGUUUGGGACCAUUUAAGAAAAUGUGGAAUAACAUUUAUGGAUACAACUGUCUGCUUUCAGUGCAAUUAGUCAAUAGCCAGUCAAAUUGGCAGAGGAUUCAGAUUCAUCUCAUUCAAUUUCAAAUGCAGGUCAUAUUUGCAUUUGAAUACCUUUGACUAUAUUUCAGUUGUAACGCCCAUUGGCUUGUGAAGGUACUGUUCUAUUUUGCCUUAUGGUCCCUACCUGUUCAAACGGAUACUAAACGGAAUACUCCCAGAUAUCCCUCCUUUAUUGUGGGGCACAGUAAGUGGCUAAAUAACCACCUAGUUGUGUUUUGAAUGUAAAAACAUCUCUUGUCUCAGUAACUGGAAAGUUAUGCUGUUGGAUAUAACAAAUAAAAUUAUUCAGGAAAUAACAAUGAAAA